Molecule: messenger RNA, 3674 nt
Organism: Brassica rapa (field mustard)
Lineage: Eukaryota; Viridiplantae; Streptophyta; Magnoliopsida; Brassicales; Brassicaceae
Product: probable trehalose-phosphate phosphatase H
Biological process (GO): trehalose biosynthetic process
Molecular function (GO): trehalose-phosphatase activity
Source: RefSeq, a predicted model, not a curated record
GAUAGAAAAAAACAAGAGGUCUUUCGUGUUAUUUUUUUGUGUUAAAUAAUAUUCUAUUAUGUUAUAUUUUGAAUUUUAGAAAAUGACUAUAAAUGAUAAAAAUCUCACAUUGAAAAUUUUGUGAUCAAUGGUUUAAUUUUUUUUUUGCUGAAGGAAGAUACAAUAUAUCCUUUCGGAAAAACAGGUUUACUGAUGACUUGGCAGGAUUCUGUCGAGGUUUGCCGAGAAGUUUGAAGAAGUGGUUGCGCUAGCAGUUUAGUCAAAGCCAUUGACUUAAUGGACAAAUAUUUUUGUUUUUUUCUUCUCUGUUUCUUUUUGAAUUUUGACCAGUAAGAAAUGGUAACAUUUCUGAAAUUAGGAUUUUAUACAGGGUUACAAUUAUACUAUGCUUUUCCAUAAAGUACCCAGUCCUCGAAUUUACUCGUUUGGUCGUUUACAAUAAGAGCUUGUCGCAUCCAAAAAUGUCAUGUGAUAUAUGGUCAAAGAAUAUAAAAUGUCCCAUGCGUACGACUUAUAUGCUUGGUUUUCUUGAAGUGCUAACUUAUUGAAAAAGGGAUCCAUUAUAUUUGAGAAAGAUUGCAAUCGUUAAAAUUUAUUUAUUACAUAUCGUUCGUUAGUUUUCCUUAGAUUGUUCUAGUUCGUUAUCUCAUCAGAACCCUUUCGAGUAUAUAUGAAUUUAUGAUCUUUCCACAAAAUUUGUAUCAAACUUUGGUGAACCGUAACUAGCGUAAUUAGCCUAAUCAGAUUGCUUAAGUUAACCAUCUGAGACGAAGAGGGAUUAACGUAACUGGCACAAUUAUUUGCAAAUGAUACUAUUAUGCCUCGUAGAUACACCUGUUUGGUAGAGACUCUCGAUUUUACACGUGAGGUGUCGGUUAGGACUUUGCUUUCAGUUUUGACUAAAUGCCAUGCAAUUAGACGCAUAUAUUACUAUACCUUCAUGCAAAUUAACACCCACAUAAAAAAGUUUUACAUAUUUUUUUUUUUCAUUCAGAAAGAUAUAUAUAUAUAUAUAUAUAUAUAUAUAUAUAUAAUUAGUAUUUAUGUUUUACAUAGCAUGUAAUGAAUAUAUAGAGAGAUAUAUCUACUUCUUGGUUAUCGAAUUUGUUACAAUGAUUACGUUUGUCCAAGAAAGAAGUAUUUUUCGACGAGGAAAUCAUUCCAUUUAUUUAAGUUUGUUCAAGUUAAUUAAUGUCAGUAAGUAUUGUGAAGUAAAGAAAACUAUGGUUAAAAAAACGAAAAAAAAACUAUGGUUAUCCCUCAAACUUUAGAAGUAGUUCAAGGGGCGUAUAAAAUGUUGUUAUGUCAGAUUUAAAUUAGAAUUUAAGGUGCUACUUAGGGAGGGUGAUGGUGAUUUAUGUUCUCAGGACCAGCCACAAGUAGCUAAUAUCAAAAUGUGAUAUCAACUACUUUUAUAAAUAGACAUUUGAUUUUUUUUUCAUUAAUCAAAAAUAUGAAAUGUGAUAAUUUAUAGGUCCAAUCAAAUGUAAAUCGAAUUAUCUGACAGUGGUUGCGAGGAUAAUUUUUCACUAUUUUAGUCCCCAACUCACCUCAUUGAACAUAGAACUUUGAUAAUUUAAUACAUGCUAUAUAAUUGCCAAAUAGUUUGGUUUCUUAUAGCAUCAAGUUAAUAUGUUUUAGAAAAAUCUCUAUGUGACAAGAAAGAUUAUAUAUACGUUCUUCAUAGUACAUUUGAUUAGUAUAAAAUUGAUUUGGUUCUGAUUAUUGGUAAAAACAAAUUAGGAGCACCAACCAAGAGGGCAGAAGAAACAAGCAUAUGGGUGGUGUUCCUGUUAAUGAGAGGGGACCACGUGGCGGUUGCUGGGAACGCUGCAACGCUAAAAUUAACUUAACGAUCGGUGAGAGCGGAAAAGCCGCUUCGAAAAAAGCCCCACUAACCAAUAGUAGGACCCAUCUAAAAUGGGUUCCAGCGUUCACACACUACAAUAUCUGUUUUUUUAGUCAAGUUACAAUGUUUUUUUCAAUCGAAAAAGGUUAACCCAGAUCUAUUAAAUACAGAGAUCUAACUCUCGGUUGGAAGGUAUAAUUCACAGAUAAAUCUUUUUUUGAGUAUUCAAAUAGACCGUAAGCAUAGACUUAUUCUGCAUGGUCACAUGUGGAACUAAUAAUUUUGUAUUAGAGGAAAGUCGAUCAUGAUCUAGAUCAACAUGAUAACUUCUCUUUUAGUGAUUAGUUAAGUUACAAUGUUGUCCAAAACAUAAAGUUUCUUGUUUUUUUUUCCUACAAUAAUUUGCAACUAUAAAUUCAGACCACACCAGAUUGUGUCUCUCUCAAGCCCACACACACAUUCUCACCCUGUUUUCUUACAACUCAAAUCUCCUUUUCUAUCUCUUUCAGCUUAUAUUUGCAAACAAAAAAUGGUAAGAUUCAUCGAAGAAAACACAAAACCGGUGAAAAAUGAAACAGGAGACAAAUCAAAAACGGAUGCAACAACGGUGAAGACGAAAGUUCUUCAAGAUCUUAUCAUCAACAAUGGAGGAGGAUUAAUAAAUUCAUGGGUUGAUUCCAUGAGAGCUUGUUCUCCUACUCACCUCAAAUCUUUGAUGAAACAAAGCUCUUGGCUGACAGAACAUCCAUCAGCUUUAGAUAUGUUCGAAGAGAUUCUUCAUGUUUCCGAAGGAAAACAAAUCGUUAUGUUCUUGGAUUAUGAUGGCACUUUAUCUCCCAUUGUUGAUGAUCCAGACCGAGCUUUCAUGUCUAAGAAGAUGAGAAGGACAGUGAGAAAACUAGCAAACUGUUUUCCAACUGCCAUAAUUAGUGGAAGAUGCAGAGAAAAGGUUUAUAAUUUUGUGAAACUGACUGAGUUGUACUAUGCUGGAAGUCAUGGAAUGGACAUCAAAGGACCAGAGCAAGGGUCCAAGUAUAAGGAUCAGGAUAAAUCUCUUCUUUGCCAACCAGCUACAGAGUUCCUCCCCAUGAUCGACGAGGUCUAUCAAAAAUUAGUGGAGAAAACAAAUUUAACUCCCGGAGCCAACAUAGAGAACAAUAAAUUUUGUGUCUCUGUUCAUUUCCGGCGCGUCGAUGAGAAAAACUGGAGUGAUUUGGCUAAUCAAGUUCGAUCAGUCAUGAAGGACUACCCUGAGCUCCGACUUACUCAAGGAAGAAAAGUUUUGGAAAUUCGUCCUAUCAUUAAAUGGGAUAAAGGCAAAGCACUCGAGUUUUUAUUAGAGUCCCUUGGAUACGCCAAUUGUACCGACGUUUUCCCCCUUUAUAUCGGCGAUGAUCGCACAGACGAAGAUGCAUUUAAGAUACUGAGAGAAAGAAGACAAGGUCUUGGCAUUCUUGUAUCCAAAAUCCCAAAGGAGACUAACGCAUUCUAUUCUCUGCAAGAGCCUGAUGAGGUUAUGGAUUUCUUGCAGCGUUUAGUGGAAUGGAAACAAUUGAGAUCUGGAGCAUGAUGAUAGAGCUAUAAGCCUAUAAGUACAUAAGUUCUUUUUAAUGACAUGUUAAUCAAGUUUUUUUCCUUCUAUAUAUGUAUUGUACUCAACGCAUCUUUGUAUAGAGAGAUCCAUUAUCAAAGAAAACAGUUAAUGGAAUCGAUCAUAUAUGGAUGGUUCUAUUCAAUUAUUUCUACGCGUGUAAAUUAUAAAUACUUGACAUGUAUCUAGAUGUUAUCUUGAAAUGAAAUGAAAUGUCAUGAUAUAAGUAUUAUU